AUGAUUACUGCGCCGAUUCUAGUCGGGCUCUGUGCCUUGUCGCGCCCAACACUGGGCGAUGAAAGUGAGCAUUUCGGACCUAGCAAGGACUUUGCACGCCGCCGCGCCCCGGAAAUCUUCAAUGCAGUGCACAACGCGAUGCGGCAAUGGGGUUCGUCUGUCCAUCACAAUGGCAUGUCACUCUUCUUGGCAACAGUCCCCGAAGGCGUCCUCUUCCACCAUGGAAACGGUCGACCAGAAAGCCCAUCUGAGCCGGACUGGCUCGCGUACGAGAUGGAACACGCUGAACAAUUUACUCGCAGCUUCGGUCCUCCGCCGAAACAAAAGAAUCCAAAUACGGAGUCGAAACCAGAUACACCAGCAGACCAGCAAAAAGUCAUGGCCAGCAAGACACCGCUUUCUGACGCUGAAAGAGGGUGGCUACAUGUGUACCGGACGACUCGACCGCUUCAAUUCCUAUACAUCGACGGGAUGAGCGGAGCAAAAACCGAUAUGGGAACCCUCGACAUGCAGGAUUAUCUGCUUCGCAGCCGGCGAUCUCAUGGCGAAGUUGGUCGAGAUGUCCGUCAAACGGCCAACACGCCAAUAAGAGAGCGAGAACGGGCCGAAUUCCUAUGCGAACUUUGCAAAGAAUGGCACCUGCAGGGAGUUAUUCGAAUGGAGGCUGGCUUUGAGAUCAUCAAGUGCAACUUCACGGAUGGAUUGGAACAAGUCCAAGCUUUUCGACGUCCCCGCUCAAGAAACAGUCAUGGACUCCGGAGUGAGACUCGGCAGUUUGAGUACCUCCGCGGCAUUGCGGAGAGAUAUUUCGACAUUGGGUCAUCGCGAACCGUGAUUGACUACUCAUCCAUGGUUUCCGCCUUCUUCUUCCCAGUCAACUUGACCAACCCCGACACCAAGCGACCAGAUUUGCCCAGACUUUCUCAAGCCACCGACGCCGACUUAGCUACUAUCAACGGGUACUUCAAUGGCAUCGUUUCACAGCGUCAAAAUGAAACUAGACGCCAAAUAGACUGGCAAGACGUCUCCGAUAUCAUUGUCAGCCGGUAUGCUGACAGAUUGGAAUACAUGGUGAAACAUGUCGCUUCUAUGGACGUACUGGCGCUCGAAAUAAACUUCCUUCUUGAUGUUUAUAUCGAUUACCCCGACGAGGAUGAGCCUUCUUUGCCAAAUGCGGUUAAUCACUGCAAGGAGUUUUAUCUAAAGGCGGUCUCUCCGGCGUCAGAAUCGGAUCACCUCAUUCAUGCCGCGUUCCGGCAAGUCAUGUCAGAGAUUUGCACAGCACUUUUUGAGGUCCGCGAGUCAUUAAACUCCAAAAAGCUGACGAAAGAGCAAUCCCUAGCAACGUCCACAAAAAGGCUGCAGUCACUGAUGCAAUAUCUUGAUUGGGCUCGCUUUAAGCGCUGUUCUGGCUGUGGCGUCGAGGAGGUUUGUGUCAUUCCCAUGUGGCCAUUUGGUGACGAGGAGGACUAUUACCAUCCUCGAUGUCGGAAUUCAUCGGACACCCGCAGGGGCAAGAGCUAUUGGGGCAGAUUUACACCUUAG
Metarhizium acridum CQMa 102 is the source of this 1545-nucleotide messenger RNA. RefSeq lists its product as uncharacterized. Lineage: Eukaryota; Fungi; Ascomycota; Sordariomycetes; Hypocreales; Clavicipitaceae. The record is from RefSeq and is a predicted model, not a curated record.